Molecule: messenger RNA, 3549 nt
Organism: Nerophis lumbriciformis (worm pipefish)
Lineage: Eukaryota; Metazoa; Chordata; Actinopteri; Syngnathiformes; Syngnathidae
Source: RefSeq, a predicted model, not a curated record
AUGCAUAUCAAGUCAAUUAUUAUCGAAGGAUUCAAAUCCUACGCACAACGGACUGAGAUCAACGGCUUUGACCCGCUCUUCAACGCCAUCACCGGACUGAACGGUAGCGGCAAGUCAAACAUUUUGGACUCCAUAUGUUUUCUCUUGGGCAUAACAAACCUUUCUCACGUUCGAGCCUCCAAUCUCCAGGACUUGGUCUACAAGAACGGACAGGGAGGUAUUACCAAGGCUACUGUGUCCAUCACUUUUAACAACGCCAAAAAAAGCCAGAGUCCUUUGGGAUUUGAAACACAUGAUGAGAUUACGGUCACCAGACAGGUGGUAAUUGGUGGCCGAAACAAGUAUCUUAUCAAUGGAGUCAAUGCUAACAACACCAGAGUGCAAGACUUGUUCUGUUCUGUUGGCCUCAAUGUCAACAACCCACAUUUUCUCAUCAUGCAGGGAAGGAUCACCAAAGUUCUAAAUAUGAAGCCACCAGAGAUUCUUGCUAUGAUUGAGGAGGCUGCUGGAACCAGGAUGUACGAGUGCAAAAAGAUUAGCGCCCAGAAGACCAUUGAGAAGAAGGAGGCUAAACUGAAAGAGAUUCACUCUAUUUUGGAUGAGGAAAUUACUCCAACCAUGCAGAAACUACAAGAGGAGCGAUCGUCAUACUUGGAGUAUCAGAAACUGAUGCGUGAAAUCGAGCACUUGUCACGCUUAUACGUGGCCUGGAAGUUUAUGUGUGCUGAGGAGACCAAUCUGAAAUCUGCUGAGAACCUGAAAGUGAUGCAGGACAGCAUUGCUAAGAUGCAAGCUGCCUUGGCUGAGAAUGAGAGCAAAGUCCGGGAGCUUUCUGCACAGAUUCAGGCACUGAAAGACAAAAAAGAAGAGGAAGAAAAAGGCGUAUUAAAAUCUCUGGAGAAAACGCUGGCAGACGUGCAGCGUGUGGAUGCCAAAGCUCAGAGUGCUCUUGAUCUAAAAAAACAAAAUUUAAAGGAUGAAACCAAGAAGAGGCAGGAGCUUGUCAAGAGUAUGCAAGAGGACAAGAAGAUGCUGGUGACAAAAGAAAAUGAGGUGUCCAAGUUGGGGCAGCAGCUUCAGGCUCUCAAGGAGGAAGGCCAGAAGGACGGUGCAGCCCUUGAGGCAGCCGAGCAGCAUUUUAAAGCAGUCUCUGCUGGUCUGUCCACCAAUGAAGAUGGAGAGGAAACCACGCUGGCUGGUCAGAUGAUGGCCUGUAAGAAUGACAUGAGCAAGGCUGACACUGAGGCCAAACAGGCCCAAAUGACGCUGAAGCACGCCCAGGCUGAACUGAAGACCAAGCAGGCCGAGGUGAAAAAGAUGGACAGUGGCUAUAAGAAGGACCAGGAUAGUUUGCAAGCCAUCAAAAGCAGCAAGGAGAAAUUAGAGGCCGAGCUAGCCAAACUCAAAUAUGAAGAUGGGAAGGAGGAGCGUCUUCUGGAGAUUAGAAGACAGCUGUCCAGAGAGGUUGCAAAUCUGAAAGAGACCUAUGAGCGGCUUGUGUCUCGCUUCCCAAAUCUUCGCUUUGACUACAAAGAUCCUGAGCGUGGGUGGGACCGCAGUAAAGUCAAGGGACUGCUAGCAAACUUGAUUACAGUCAGCGACGUUUCCUAUGCAACUGCACUGGAGGUUGUUGCUGGAGGGCGACUUUAUAAUAUUGUCGUUGAUACAGAGGUGACUGGUAAGAAGCUGUUGGAGAAGGGUGAACUGCAGCGGCGAUACACCAUCAUUCCACUGAAUAAAAUAGCUGCUAAGACACUGAGUGACAAAGUGGUUCAAGCUGCCAAAAACCUGGUGGGAGAAAACAAUGUCCAUACAGCUCUAUCCCUGGUGGGCUAUGAGCCUGACAUGCGGAGGGCCAUGGAGUACGUGUUUGGAUCCACGUUGGUGUGCGAUACUCUGGAUAAUGCUAAGAAAGUAGCUUUUGAUAAGCAGGUGAUGACCAAGACCGUCACUCUUGGAGGAGACAUCUUUGACCCUCAAGGAACACUGAGUGGAGGAGCUCGUUCGCAGUUAGCAUCAGUCCUGACCAGCUUGCAGGAGUUGAAGGACGUUCAGGGCAACUUGAAUGAAAAGGAAGCUCAGUUGAGGGAUACUGAGCAACAAUUGGCCAGCUUGAAGGGAACUGCUGAGAAGUACCGUCAGCUGAAGCAGCAGCAUGAUAUGAAAGUCGAAGAGGAGCAGAUUUUGCAGGCCAAGUUGCAGCAGAGCUCCUUCCACCAGCAACAGGAGGAGCUUGAGAGGCUACGCAAAGCCAUAGAGGAGAGCGAGGAGACUCUGCGGGUCACCAAAGAGGUGCAGAAGCGAGCAGAGGAGAAGUACAAGGUGCUGGAGAACAAAAUGAAGAACGCAGAAGCUGAGCGAGAGAAGGAGCUGAAAGCCGCUCAACAGAAGCUCAAUGCGGCCAAAGCCAAAGCAGGGGCUUUCACAGAGAAGCUCAAGCAGAAGCAGCAGGAGUCCGAUGCCGUUACGUUGGAGCUGGAGGAACUGCAGCGAGAGCAGGCGGGUUACGAGCAGCAGAUUCAAGCUGUCGACGAGGCCUGUAAGGCCAUCAAAGAACAGAUUGACAGCAUGGCCUGCACUGUAGCGGAGAACAAGGAAGCAGUUCGAAAGGCCCAAGAUGAACUUUCGAAGCAGAAGGACAUCGUAAUGGCUCAGUCCGAAGAAAUCAAGGGGAAAACCGCAGAAGCUGACAAGAUGCGAGAGCAGAAUAACGAAGCACAGCUGAAGAUUAAAGAAUUAGAUCACAACAUCACUAAACACCUUAAAGAUAGCCAGGAUGCAGCACAGGAGGUUACUCGGAUGCUGCAAGAGCACGACUGGAUCCAGUCUGAGCGUCAGCACUUUGGGCGGCCCAACUCUUCCUACGACUUUAAGAUCAACAACCCACACGAGGCCGGCCAGCGCCUCAAGAAGCUGAAGGAGACCACCAGUAAGCUUGAGAGGAAUGUCAACAAGCGGGCCAUGAACAUGCUCAACGAGGCUGAGGAGCGGUACAAUGACCUGAUGAAGAAGAAGAGGAUCGUAGAGAAUGACAAAGCGAAGAUCCUGCAGACUAUUGAGGAGCUGGACCAGAAGAAGAACGAGGCUCUCAAUGUGGCCUGGCAGAAGGUCAACAAGGACUUUGGUUCUAUUUUCUCCACACUGCUGCCAGGAGCCUCAGCCAAGCUCGCUCCUCCGCAGGGCUCCGGUGUCCUGGACGGUCUGGAGUUCAAGGUAGCCCUGGGCAACAUCUGGAAGGAGAACCUGUCUGAGCUGAGUGGUGGGCAAAGGUCUCUGGUAGCCUUGUCGCUCAUCCUGGCCAUGCUACUCUUCAAGCCCGCUCCAAUCUACAUCCUAGAUGAAGUGGAUGCCGCGCUGGACCUUUCGCACACGCAAAACAUUGGGCAGAUGCUGCGCCAACAUUUCACACACUCUCAGUUUGUGGUUGUGUCACUCAAGGACGGCAUGUUCACCAACGCCAACGUCUUGUUCAAGACCAAGUUUGUAGACGGCAUGUCCACAGUCUCACGCUCAGCCCUUAGUCAAACCGACGCCAACCUGCCCCACUAA